AGAUAAUUUUUAUAUUGUUUUUGUAUCAAGUAAAAAUUGAUGUGUAGUCUAGGAUUUUCAUUUCAUGAAUCAUAAAUUUCUCAAAUCACCAAUGUUGAGCUAAAUUCUCAAAAAAAUGAAAUAGACAGCUUCUCUGCAAUCCACACGACUUGAAUGUAGUUUGUUGAACACGCGCAUACUUAGUACUGUGUCUGAUUCUGAUGUCUCAUAGCUCGUAGCAGACGACAGACAGAUAACGCGUGUGAUUGUUUUCAUCGUGAUUCAAGUUUGCUAUUGACUUUUGGUGUAUUGUGUCUGUAAAGUGAAAACAGUUCGACUUGAAUUUAAUUAGUGCUCUUAGUUGUUAAUUAUAGAAUUCGAAUAUAGAUUCAAAAAAUGGCUCAUCGAUUACUUAGGAAUCUCAAUAAAAAAAUACCCACACGUAUUGACCAAAAGGUAGUGCAACCGUUUAAAAAUCUUUUGGUUUUAGAUUUUGAAGCUACUUGUAUACAAAAUAAAAUUCUCAAACCUCAAGAAAUCAUAGAAUUUCCUUGCCUAGUAGUUUCAACAGAAGAUUGGCAAGUUAAAGAUGCAUUUCAUGAAUACGUUAAGCCACGAGUCAAUCCAGAAUUAUCUGAAUUUUGCACUGAACUUACCGGCAUAAUGCAAGAAACGAUAGAGGAUGAAGAAAAUUUUCCUCAAGUAUUUGAAAAAUUUAAUCAGUGGUUAGACGAAGGAGAAUAUUUUCGUGAUAAAACAGAGAGUACUUUCGUUACUUGCGGCAAUUGGGAUUUGAAAGUCAUGCUUCGUCAACAAUGUGAACUGGAAAAUAUUCCUGUACCUGAAUAUAUGAAAGAGUGGAUUGAUAUAAAAAGAACUUUUUAUGCUGCUACCAAUUACUAUCCUCGAAGUUUGAAGGACAUGUUAAGGCAUUUUAACAUGGAAUUUCAAGGACGGAGUCACUGUGGAAUAGAUGAUACACACAAUUUGGUUAGAAUUAUACAAAUGCUCGCUAUAAAGCAUAAAGCUUCAUUUGUAAUACCAGAAAAACUUGAAUGGGAUUUCAGUGAAUAAACUUGACACUAAAAAUAAAAAUAUUCAGUAUUUUAUAUCUAGAUAUUAUAAAAAAAAUAUAGAUAGUAUAA
Trichogramma pretiosum is the source of this 1124-nucleotide messenger RNA. RefSeq names its product ERI1 exoribonuclease 3. Gene Ontology annotation, biological process: exonucleolytic trimming to generate mature 3'-end of 5.8S rRNA from tricistronic rRNA transcript (SSU-rRNA, 5.8S rRNA, LSU-rRNA). Gene Ontology annotation, molecular function: nucleic acid binding; 3'-5'-RNA exonuclease activity. The record is from RefSeq and is a predicted model, not a curated record. Gene Ontology annotation, cellular component: cytoplasm. The transcript has a single exon. Bases 376 to 1053 code for a protein of 225 amino acids. NCBI's taxonomy places the organism in Eukaryota, Metazoa, Arthropoda, Insecta, Hymenoptera, Trichogrammatidae.